Messenger RNA from Rhodamnia argentea, 1506 nucleotides. RefSeq names its product disease resistance protein Roq1-like. The record is from RefSeq and is a predicted model, not a curated record. The transcript is spliced from 3 exons. The annotation marks the transcript as partial. NCBI's taxonomy places the organism in Eukaryota, Viridiplantae, Streptophyta, Magnoliopsida, Myrtales, Myrtaceae.
AUGAGAAGGUUGAGAUUGCUCAUCUUGCGUAAUGUGCACAAUUCUUUCCAAGGUCCUAUAUGUAUUCCUAAUCAGCUAAGAUGGUUCGAGUGGCCUGGUGCUCCCUCGAUUCCAGAAUUUUCCUCUGGUCCAAAGAAAUUAGUGGGACUUGGUAUGAGCAAAAGCAGUAUCACGACAGUCGCAAAACAAUUUAAGGAUUUUCAACAAUUGAAGUACAUUAAGUUGAGUUAUUGUGAGUCACUAGUUAGCAUGCCCGAUCUCUCAUGUACUCCGAAUCUUGAGGAAUUGGAUCUCGGGUAUUGCAAAAAAUUGGUAGAAGUACACGAGUCGGUUGCAUAUCAUGACAAGUUACAGGAGUUAAAGUUAACAGGGUGCUCUAAACUUAGUGUUUUUCCCAAGGUGCUCAAGUCGAAACAUCUCCAAGCUCUCUAUCUUGAUGGAUGCAAAAAAUUUGAAAGGUUCCCUGAUAUUCCAAAUGAACUUGAAGGCCUGGAAGAGCUUUGGUUACUAGGGACUGCUAUUAAAGAACUUCUUGCAUCAAUAGAAAAUCUUGUCUCUUUGGAGAGCUUGUUUUUAGAUAAUUGCAAUAACCUGACAAGUCUUCCGUCUAGCAUUUACAAUUUGCAAAACCUUGAAAGUUUGGGAAUUCGGGGUUGCACAAAUUUUACUAGGUUUCCGAAGUACGAGGACUCACUAGAUCCGCGCAUGAAGACCGGACUUUCAAGCUUAGGAUCAUUAAGACUUGAGGGAUGUAGUCUGUCCGAAGUGGAAUUCCUGGAGAACCUUUCUUGUUUUCCCUUUUUGAGACAGCUACGGCUAACGGGAAACAAUAUGACUGGGCUUCCUACGUCACUCAAUAAGCGUGCUCAUUUGUCCCAUUUGAUUGUUGAGAAUUGCCGUCAAUUAGAGGAGAUUCCCGAGCUUCCACCAAGUAUCAGCUAUCUUUCUGCGGAUGGUUGUGAAUCUCUGAAAAAUAAUGGAGAUUUAACUUCACUUCAUCAUUUUGUCCGUAAGGGGUUGGCCAUGGCUGAUAUUUACUCAACUGGCCGGAUGCCUGAUGGAUUCAUAAUUAUUCUCGAUGGAGGAGAUAUGCCAGAGUGGAUCUUCCCUAUUGAGGGUUCUAUAUCUUUCAUGGCUUCAAAAGAUUUGUAUGACAAGUUUCUUGCAUUGGCUCUCUGUUUUGUUCUCUGCAACGAUGAAUCAGAAGAGAUACCUUUGGUUGUGUCUCAUGCUAAUGGCAAAAGGCUGGAUCAUCUCAUACAUUAUUCAUAUGAGUCGAAUUUGGAUCAAAUGUCACUUGAGUAUCUCACUCCAUGUGAAUUGUGGGAAGAAGUCGAGUUUAGUCAAAUUGAUGGGAGUUAUGUACGAUUUAGCAUAUCGAGUACAGCAGUGAAAAAGUGGGGAUUUCGAAUACUAUGCAAGCCACUGGAGGAUGAUUUAAAGGAAGUGCUUCAAGAAAAUAAGCUAAUAGAUCCAGCUUUACUCUAUGAGGUUUGUCAUGAAUCA